Molecule: messenger RNA, 2033 nt
Organism: Chrysoperla carnea
Lineage: Eukaryota; Metazoa; Arthropoda; Insecta; Neuroptera; Chrysopidae
Product: myrosinase 1-like
Exons: 11
Coding region: 45-2033 (662 amino acids)
Biological process (GO): carbohydrate metabolic process
Molecular function (GO): beta-glucosidase activity
Source: RefSeq, a predicted model, not a curated record
UUUUGUUUGAGAACCAUGUGUACUUUUAUCGAUCAUCAUUCUUAAUGACUAGAUUUGUUACUAACGCUCAAAAGUACAAUGCAACAAGACAUAAAGUUAUGCAACUAAUAGAAAAAUAUAAUCUAAAAUUUGGGGUGUCUUCAUCAGCAUAUCAGUUCGAAGGAGCAUGGAAUGAAUCGGGUAAAGGAGAAACAAUGUGGAGUCGGUUUACCCGCGAACAUCCCGAAAAGAUUUUCGAUCACUCGACAGCAGAUAUCAGUACUGAUUCAUAUCAUAACAUAGAACGAGAUAUAAAUAUGCUAAAACUUUUAGGUGUACAAUUUUAUCGAGUUUCGAUAUCAUGGUCCAGACUUUUACCCAUACCAAUAUUGCACGAUGGUGUUAGCCAAGAAGCAUUACAGUAUUACCAUCGUUUGAUUGAUCAAUUAAAGGCGAAUAAUAUUACACCAAUAGUGACAUUAUCUCAUUACGACAUACCAAUAAGUGUAAGCGAUUUGGGAGGAUGGACCAACGAAAUAAUUAUAGAUUAUUUUGAACAUUUUGCUCGAAUUGUAUUUGAUAAUUUUGCUGAUAAGGUAAACGUUUGGAUCACCAUAAAUCAACCAAGCACCGCUUGUGUAGUACAUUAUGGAAGUGAUUUUUUCCCCCCAGUAAUAGCUGAAUCGGGUGUUGCUGUGUAUUUAUGUAUGCGUAAUAUGCUUUUAGCUCAUGCUCGAGUCUAUCAUUUAUAUAAAAAUGAAUACAACUUAAAACAUACAGGCCUUAUUGGAAUAGUUGCAAAAUUUGACUGGUAUGAGCCAGCAUGGAAUUCCACAAAAGAUCUAGAAUUUAUAACAACUUUCCGUAAAAUCAUGCAUGGAAUUUUUUUGGAUCCAAUUUUUUCUGAACAUGGUGAUUAUCCAGAAAUUUUCAAAGAAACAGUGGCCAGAAAAAGUAAAAAACAAGGAUUUCACAAAUCACGAUUAAUCUUAUUUACAAAAGAUGAAGUUAAAUAUAUACAAAAUACAUCGGACUUUCUUGGUUUGAAUUAUUACAGCCCUCAAAGAAUUUAUAAAAAUUUGAAGGAUGCAAAUAAUACUUUGAUAGGAGGAGCAAGAUUUAGUAUUAAAAUACCAUCAUUUUAUGAUGAUUUAAAUUAUUAUAUGGCUCCACCUGAUCCAAAUUGGGUAGCUACCGAAAAUCCAUAUAUCGCGAACUACCCAGAAGGUUUAAAGAAAAGUUUGUUGUAUGUGAAAAAUACAUACAAUAAUCCAAAAGUUUUUAUUAUGGAAAAUGGAUGUGGAACAUUUCGAAAUACUGUAGACAACUACGAAUGUGUGGAAUAUUUUAAGGGGCAUUUAGAUGCACUUUAUGAUGCUGUGGUAAAUGAAGGUUGUAAUGUUCACACAUAUGGAAUUUGGAGUCUUAUGGACGGUUUCGAAUGGGUUAUGGGUUAUCUGAAUCAUUAUGGAUUAUUUUAUACGAAUUUUACAGAUGACAAACGAUCUACUGAACCAAAAGCAUCUGCUUACUUUUUUAGAGAAGUUUUGGAUAAUUUACAUGUUACAAAACAGCCGUAUAUUGUUCCUGAUGAAGUAAAAAGCAGCUCUUCAAAAUUAGAAACUAAAUACUGUACCGGCUAUACGAAUGCUUACACGUUAAAAGCAGUUAAGCUUGUAAACGGUACUUCUUCGGAAAUAAAAAUUCCUGUUACAGACAUCACUCUCGACGUUUGCUGUAAUCAAAAGAUUGAAAACGUAAGUUUAACUGAAAUUGAAUUAAAACCAAUGAAGAUUGUUAACAUGGAUUUAUCCGAGUUGGGACGCAACCAGAAUCGGUUAAAUCAAAUGGAUGAAAUUCUUCAAAAUCAGUUAAACAAGCCGUUCAUAAUUAACAAAGCCAGAAUCCAACCACAUAAUGGAGUCCAACAGCAAGAUCUACAGUUCCAAUCAGUAGCGUACACGCCUCCCCAAACUUCAUCAGCACGACUAUCGGAGGUACUUGACAAAGCCCCCGAUACACAACAGGUGCUGAGAUUCCACAUUUCUAGUUAA